AUGUUGGUUUGGUUUGUGCUCGGGCUCGGUAGCCUGGCGUUUGUGAUUUGGGAUUCGAUCACCAACUCGCCCACCAGUUGGGUGCAACGUGUGGCAUGGAUUUUGGUCGUGGUUUACACCGGCGUGGUGGGGUUGGUCCUGUACCUGCUCGCCUGCCGAAGACCGUUCCCGGGCGCUCACGAUGCCUUCACCCGACCGGUCUGGAAGCAGGGCGUGAACAGCGAAAUGCACUGCCUGGCGGGCGACGCUACCGGUAUUGUUGUGGCCGCGGCGAUUGUGCCUGUGUUCGGGCUGGCCAACGGUUGGGACGUAACCAUCGAAUACCUGGCCGGUUUCAUCUGCGGGUUGUUCAUCUUUCAGGCACUGAUGAUGGUCGGCAUGUACGACGGCAACUACUUCAAGGCCGUUCGCAAGACGUUCUUCUCCGAAACCGUCUCGAUGAACAUGGUGAUGGCCGGGAUGAUCCCCACGAUGGUCGUGCUCACUUCGUUCUGGCCCGAGUCGGAAUCGCCGCUGAACCCCGCCUUCUGGUUCCGCAUGGGGUUGGCCACCAUCGUUGGCGGCGUGAUUGCCUUCCCGGUCAACUGGUGGCUCGUCGCCAAUCACCUCAAACACGGCUGCAUGACCCUGCCCGGCAAAGAUGCCCCCGCACCCUGCCUGGGCCACUGCUCGAUGGAAUGCGAAACACUAUCCCCGGCCCAAGCGAAGCCCGAGCCUGCCAUGGCGAUGAACAUGGACAUGCCCCACGAGGGUCAUAUGCACGAAGGCCACAUAAAGAACAUGCCCAUGCACGACGACUCGAUGGGCCAGAUGCACCAUAGUGAAUCUCACAGUGAUGAAAUGCACGGCGGCGAUAUGCAUUCGGGGCAUUCCGCCGGCGGGCACGAAGGUCAUCACAUGAUGAUGCGCGAGUUGCCACUUCCCAUCGCCACCGCCUGGGUCGUGGCCACGUUCGUCGUGCUGUUGCUGGCGAUCUACAUCACCAAUCUCUACGAAGAGUCGUCGGUCUACUGGUGCGAUCAUGUUGGCCCCGCCAUCGAUUUGAACACUGAGCGCCGCCCGGCGAUCCGUCGGCUGAACAUCGCCACCGGCGAGCGACGCACGUGGGAUAUGCCCCAGCAGGUCGGCUCGUUCGCCUUCCGCACCGCCGGAGGGCUCGUCGCCGGCGUGAACUCCGGCUUCUGCACCGUCGACCUGGAGCACAAUCGCCUUGAACCACUCGUCGACCCCGAACCCGACAAGCCGCACCAUCGCCUGAACGACGGCAAGAUCGAUCGCCGCGGUCGCUAUUGGUGCGGCAGCAUGAACACCCAACUCAAAGGCAGCGACGCCCACCUGUACCGGCUCGAUCCCGACCACACCUGCCACAAAGUGGCCGAAGAUUUCUCGUUCGUCUGCAGUAACGGAAUCGCCUUCGAUCCCGAAGACACCCGCAUGUACUUCGGCGAUACCGCGGGUGGAAUGAUCUACGUGUUCGACUUCGAUCUCGACGAAGGUCGCAUCUCGAACCGCAGAGUGUUCUUCUCCUUGGUCGACCGGAAGCCGGCCAUCGUCGAUGGUGCCACGGUCGACACCGAAGGCUACUACUGGUGUGCAUUGAACUUGGGCGGAAAGAUUCUGCGGAUCGAUCCCCGGGGCCGUCUCGAUCGCGAGAUCGACAUGCCGAUUCCCAGCCCCACCUGCGUCACGUUUGGUGGCGACAACUAUGAAACGCUCUACGUCACCUCGCAACAGGCCUUCGUCACGCCGGAACAAAUGGCCAAACAUCCCCAACCCGGCAGCCUGUUCGCCAUCCACGGUCUGGGAGCUCGAGGGAUGCCUGAACCAAAGUUUGCAGGCUAA
Molecule: messenger RNA, 1842 nt
Organism: Cladocopium goreaui
Lineage: Eukaryota; Dinophyceae; Suessiales; Symbiodiniaceae
Source: the annotation of a GenBank genome assembly